AUAACGGCAGCGUAAACGCCUGUGUCUGCUGGACAAGUGCGUACUAUUGGCCCCCUUCUGAUUGGUCACUUGUUAAGUUUGAUUUACAAGACAUAAGCCGGCAUCUCCAUAGCUUGAUGGCCUUUCGACGAUGGAACAACAAACGGAACCUUCGCCGUUCACCUAAUUAGAAAGUCGUUGAAAACAUGACCGGCAAUUGACUUAAUAGUUCUUAACGAACUCCAAAUAACCGUCGGUAUAAUCAUUCAAUCAGCGUAUUGAUUAAUUUACUGGCUCCUUUAUCAGCUGGCUACUAAUAGGAUCACAUGUUCGCUUCAACCCUCUGGAGACCACCAACUCCAACUGUACUGCCGUGGAGAUUAUAUUCAUUUGGUCAGGCCUAUAUAAGAAGGAAUAAAUCUGUAUCUCCAUGAUGUUUAAAACGCCGUUUGUUUUUGCGCUUUAGCCGAUAAAAAAUAUAAGGAUCUGUGGUUGUGAACUUUAAUACGCUCGCCAUACCCUCCAGAGAUAACGGAAACAAUUUAACCUCUUGUACGGACAGGUUAACCUCCGUUUGAUCUUUGUAAGUGACCAGGUGCAUGACUUGUACGACCAGGUGUAUACCUCGUACGACCAGGUGUAGGCUACUACGACAAGAAGUGCACCCUUGUACGACCAGGUGUAGGUCUUACGACCAGGCCUUUGCAUGACCAGGUGUAGACCCACGUAUGAUGUUGACCACUGAGGUGGACUGGUCUUGCGAAAAUACAAGUGUCGGAAAUGGCACAGACGACUCAAACGAGGAUGAAAAAUUUACACUGGCUGCAACGAUAACAAUGUUGCUAGUUUUGGGCACCAUUGUUCUAGCCUCCAUUAUCGGCAACAUUCUCGUCUGUCUGGCGGUUGCCACCUACCCAAAGUUACGCAAAACUGCAAACAGCUUUAUUGUAUCGCUAGCUAUGGCGGAUCUUCUCGUGUCUAUUCUCGUCAUGACUUUCGCAAUAUCCAAUGACAUUCGUGGUUAUUGGUCGUUCGGUAAAUCAUUUUGUACUAUUUGGAUAUCAUUCGAUGUGAUGUUUUCAACGGCGUCUAUUUUUAAUUUAUGUGCAAUAAGUGUGGAUAGAUACAUGCAUAUCAAGAAACCGUUACAUUAUUAUCAAUGGAUGACGCCAACCAGGGCACUCGUAACUAUUAUGUUCGUUUGGAUCAUGUCGGCUUUAGUGUCGUUUAUGCCGAUACAACUCGGUUGGCACGAAGGUAAUUCAGGUGACGCGUUACCAAUGAAUGUUACUGACGCGUUACUAAACGAUGACGCAGACGACAAAUUACUGAUUUGUACUUUGGAAGACAUUAAUCUGAUUUAUGCAACACUCUCGUCAUUCGUUAGUUUUGUCCUUCCCUGUUUAGUUAUGACGUCAAUAUAUUCAAGGAUUUUUGUAGCUGUGCGGGAGCACGUGCGCAACGCUAAACAAGGCCGCAUUGGCAACUACGAUUCCAGAGAAUCGGGCUUCCAUUCUCCAAAUGCGGUACGCGAUCAUAAAGCCGCAGUGACGCUUGGCAUUAUAAUGGGUGUGUUUUUGUUUUGCUGGGUACCAUUUUUUACCGUGAACGUUGUUUCUUCGUUUUGUCCGGAUUGCUCUUCGCCAAUGUUGUUCAGUGUUUUAACGUGGCUCGGUUACUGCAACUCAACGCUAAACCCUCUUAUUUAUGGCAUAUUUAACAAAGAUUUCAGAUUCGCAUUUAAAAGUAUAUUACGUUUGGAAUGCUUGAGCGCAAGGCACAAGCGCAAUCAAACUUUCGUAACGAUGGCGGGUCCCAUCGGGUCGAGAAAAAAUUGCUCGGGAAAUAUACCCCUCAAGAAAAACUUGAGUAACUCUGCUUCCCAACCACUUAUAGCGAGAAAUGAGAAGCCUAUGUUGAAUGGAAAUGGAGAUAAAUUUAAAGAGGAUGAUUUAUAUAGUACUCAGGAAUCACCAAUGGUUAUUCUUGAGCGCAUCACAACUAUAUAGCCUAAUGAUCAGCGCGGCCAAAUGCAAAUACAGUAAUGUAAAUAUCAUCGGUUGUGCUUUUAUCACCAAAAUCGUAUUAUGUACGGUUUCUAUAAAAACUUACAUACUUAGGCCUAUUAGUGGCAAUCCUCAAGCUAUCAGCAACCAAAAUAUUUUAAAGCGAUUAUCUCGCAUUGUGACGUUUGUAGUGAUGCGUGCGUUUACUGCUUCUCUGAGUAUAAUACGUAGCCUAGCUAAGUGUUCAGUCAUAGCCAAUGGAAGGAUGACAAGAUCUGGUUGUUCAGGUUUCAAGGGGCAUAAUAUGGAUGAUUUAUUUAAAUGCUGGCUAACCAACCAACCAACCAAUCAAGGAUCAACAUUGGAUAAUUGUUACGUAAUCUAACGAUAUUGGACAUUACAUAAUCAUUACAUUCCACAUCUAAAAUGAAUUAUACUAAGCGCAGUCAAUGUCAUCAUUAUCCGCCGCCGGCCACAAUUUGAUUUUAAACGGUGUCAUUUAAAGAAACAAUCUAUUUAAUGGUUUUAGGUAAUAUUAAUGUUGGUUGUCACUUGCGAGCCGUACUUUCGUUUCUGCCAAGUAUGUUAAUAAUAAGUUCAAACUGUUAUAAUGAUCCAUUAUGAAUUAAAUAUAAUAUAUUAUAAUAUUUCAUGUAGUACAAGUUACAAAAAUACCAAAUGUUAUCGAUUAAAUUUAAACAUUUUGUAAUCAAUUUGAAAUACACAUCCCUAUCGACUAAAAUAUUGAAUGCGGCUCACGACUUUCCAGGUCGUAUUGGCUGAAAUCUUUAAAUAAUUAAUCACUUUAAAGUGGCACUGUACAUGUGGAAUACAAAUUUCUCCAUCUUGUCAUAGGCUGUCUUGCUGGAACACGUACUCUCAUUUCGGUACGCAUUCGCAAUGGCUUGUUCACACUAGAGAAAUUUAGACGCGCUAACGCGCGCAAACGCAAGUAAAGUACUGUCCACACUAUUAAAUUUCAUGUGACAAAUCUGUAUGAUAUACCCAUAUAUGGGCAUGAAGAUGUUAUAGUACACCUAAAUAUGUGAGAAUGACAUUUAUUUGUCACAUGGAACUUGAUAGUAUGAACCAAAGCUUGCUAUUAGGCGAGGUAAGCGUUACAUGUGUUUGCGGUAACGCGUUGAUGGUUAAAUCAAGCUUAGCAGAUCGAAGCUAUUACGGGGCGAGUGUAACAGCAGUUUGUGCGUAUAAUUGAUACUUACACA
Anneissia japonica is the source of this 3211-nucleotide messenger RNA. RefSeq names its product dopamine receptor 1-like. Gene Ontology annotation, biological process: adenylate cyclase-activating adrenergic receptor signaling pathway. The record is from RefSeq and is a predicted model, not a curated record. NCBI's taxonomy places the organism in Eukaryota, Metazoa, Echinodermata, Crinoidea, Comatulida, Comatulidae. Gene Ontology annotation, molecular function: G protein-coupled receptor activity. Gene Ontology annotation, cellular component: membrane. The coding region runs from base 708 to 1988 and encodes 426 amino acids. The transcript is spliced from 2 exons.